CUAGGUGGUGAUCUUAAGUUUCUGAACAUGGUCUCAGGGAUAUCAUCAUGUGCUUGCAACUAUGGUUGUGUGUGGUGUAAAUUUCCAGAUCUGCUUCACAUGUUUUUGCGCAUAUCCGAUCAAUUGGUAAACCAUCUUAUCACAGAGUUGAGAGUUUUGGACAAUCUGCAAAGAUGCAAGCAAUGGGUACGAACACUUGUGAUGGUUUACCAAACUAAAGACGCGACGCCUUACAUGUAUAUCUUAGCAUACCAUGUCUGUGAUAUGAUAAGACUUCAUGGAAAUCUGAGAAGCUUUUCACAGCAAGGCUUUGAAAAGUUAAAUGACUGUGUUACAUCGUGGUUCUUCCGCUCAAGAUGUCACAGGAGUAGAGAAACAUUGAAGCAGGUUAUGCUUAAACAAAACAAAACAAAACAGAAUGGUUUCUUCACAGAUUUUUAG
Molecule: messenger RNA, 441 nt
Organism: Haliotis rufescens (red abalone)
Lineage: Eukaryota; Metazoa; Mollusca; Gastropoda; Lepetellida; Haliotidae
Exons: 3
Source: RefSeq, a predicted model, not a curated record